AUGGAAAAUCAUACAGAAAACAAUAGUUCUCAGAAUAAAAGUGGGAAAAUUGUAGCUAUACUAGUGAGCAAUAAUGAAAAGACUGCAGAAAAUUAUGAAAUAAAAGAAGAUGAAAAACAAAUAAUAAUUGGAAGAAGCCCAAACUCAACUAUAAAACUAAAUGAUAGUAAAUGCAGCAAAAUACAUUGCAUGAUAACAAUUAUAGAUUCCAAAGAUGAAAUUGAAUUUUUAGUUGAAGAUUUUUCAUCAAAUAGCACUUUUAUUAAUAAUAACACUGUAACAAUUACCUAGAUCGGCAAAGGAAAAAUUUCGACUGCUCAAUUUGGUGAUAUUUUAACAAUUCUUCGAGAAAAACAAGUUGGCCCAGAUAAAAAAAUCGAAUUUGUUUUCCAAAAACCAACAGAAAAGCGCCCACAUGAAAAUGACGAGAAUUUUUCAAAUAAAUCUAAAAAAACAAGCACAUCUUUAGAAGAACAGUUUAAAUGCCAAAUUUGUAUGGGAAUAAUGUAUCAGCCAGUCACAUUAUUUCCAUGUUUACACAACUUUUGUGGAGGAUGCUUAUCAGGCUGGACAACUCAGUCAUUUAAAUGCCCAAAUUGCAGGGUAAAAUCAGAAGAGGUAAGAAAAAAUAAUUUUUUGACUGAGUUAAUUGCUACCUAUUUAAAGGAAAAUCCAGAUGCUAGAAGAGAUGAAGAAGAACUAAAAGAUCUGAAAUCAAGAAACAAGUUUAAUAGAGAUACAGUUAAAUUAGGGGUUGAUAUAAAACUUGCAAAUGAAAAUGAUAUCGAGGAUGGAGAAGAAUUUAUGAUGUUUAAUCCAGGAGAUUAUGUGAUAGAUGAAGAAAGUGAUGAUGACUGAGACAUAAAAGAAAAAGAAGUAAAAUCCCCUCAAAGACUGCCAAAUCCUUAUGAAAUUAAAAGAGGGAUUGGGCCUAAUAGAAGGAGACCUGCACAAGUUAAUAGAAAUAAUUAUGAAAAAACUGAUUGUUUGCAAUGUGAAAAUCUAAUUGAUGGAUUUCAAUGCCCAAGGAACCAAAAUCAUAUACAAUGCAAGAAUUGUCAUAGAUAUAUGCCUCAAAGAGCUGGAACGAAUCAAGAUUGUGCUAUUUGUGGAACACACUAUUGUAAUAAAUAUUGAAAAAAUGGGCUAGGGUGUAUUGAUGGAUUAAAUGAAAUUAUCAAUAAUGUAAGGUUUUUCAAUAAAAUUCCUAAAGAAUCUAUGAAGGAAAAUCCAAUAGAGCAAACUAUUUUGGCUGAUUAUAUAAAUAAUUAUCAAAUUAAAUUUGUGGAUAUUGCAAAUGAGAUGAUACAAGCUAUGGAAAUUGAAAGAUGAAAUAUGAAACUAGGUAAAAUUUAUAUAGAUGGAAAAAAUACUAUUUUGAAUAGAAAUUCACUUGUUUGCAAAAAAUGCUCAAAGUUGGUAUGAUGCGAGUUAAUUUAUAGGUUUAGAGAGAAGAUUCCUAAAGAUAGGCUGCCAGUUUCGAUACUUCAAAAGAAAAAUUGUUGAUAUGGCAGAGAAUGCACAACUCAAACACACAACAUUGAGCAUGCCCAGAAGUUGAAUCAUAUCUGUGCUCAAGUAAAAUCUAUGUAGACCCGAGAUAAUUAG
Blepharisma stoltei is the source of this 1608-nucleotide messenger RNA. The record is from the annotation of a GenBank genome assembly. Lineage: Eukaryota; Ciliophora; Heterotrichea; Heterotrichida; Blepharismidae.